UCCAUUUCCAGUAACGUGCCAGCCCACAUCCACACCACACCACACCCCACCCCACCCCAACCUAGCUAGCUAGCAACCUUGUCCCCACUCCCUCUCAUCCCAAGCACGCAUCCCGUGAUGAACGCAGCAGAUCAUGCCACGUGUCCUCUUUCUUCCUCAAAAACCCACUCCCUCUCUUAACUCUUCACCAUUAUUCAUUCUCUCACAGUCACUCAUUUCCUCCAAGCUCCAACAAUGGCAUCAUCAUCAUCAUCAUCAUCAUCAUCACUCUUCCUCCUCCUCUCAACACUCUCAUUCUUCACCACCCUCUCACACGCGCGACUCACACUCGACUUCUACAAACACACGUGCCCACAAUUCUCCCAAAUCAUCCGCGACACCGUCACCAACAAACAAAUCACCACCCCCACCACCGGCCCCGCCACGCUCCGCCUCUUCCUCCACGACUGCCUCCACCCCAACGGCUGCGACGCCUCCAUCCUCCUCUCCUCAACUUCCUUCAACAAAGCCGAACGCGACGCCGACAUCAACCUCUCCCUCCCCGGCGACGCCUUCGACCUCGUCGUCCGAGCUAAAACCGCCCUCGAACUCGCUUGCCCCAACACCGUCUCCUGCGCCGACAUCCUCACCGCCGCCACCAGCGACCUCUUAACCAUGCUCGGCGGCCCUCACUUCCCCGUCUUCCUCGGCCGCCGCGACGGCCAAUCCUCCCUCGCCUCCUCCGUCGACGGCCACCUACCUAAACCCACCAUGCCCAUGUCACAAAUCGUCCAGAUCUUCACCCAGCGCGGCUUCACCGUUGAAGAAAUGGUCGCUCUCUCCGGCGCACACACCAUCGGAUUCUCCCAUUGCAAGGAGUUCACCGCCGACAUCUACAACUCCUCCUCCGCCGCCGGUUACAACCCUCGUUUCGCCCAGGGUUUACAGAAAGCAUGUGCAAAUUACCAAACUAACCCCACCUUGUCCGUGUUCAAUGACAUUAUGACCCCUAACAAGUUCGACAAUGUCUACUUCCAAAACCUUCCAAAAGGGUUAGGACUAUUGAAAUCCGAUCAAGGGUUGUUCAGUGACGCCGCCACGAAGCCGUUUGUCGCGAAAUUCGCGGCAGAUCAGAACGAGUUCUUCCGGGUGUUUACCCGGGCAAUGCAGAAGCUCAGUCUAUUAGGAGUGAAAACUGGGAGGAGAGGUGAGAUCAGACGCAGGUGUGAUCAGGUUAAUUGAUGAUGAUGAUGAUGAAGAUUGUGAAUUUUGGGUUUGGUUAAUUUGAUGAUCAAGUUCAAAUUCUUUGUUUUUUUUUUACUUGUCAGAUUCUGAUAGUGAGGUUGAUUAAUUUAUGAUUAUAAUUACUUGGUCUGUGCAUGAUGAUAAUUUGAUGGUUUUAAGCUGGAUUAUAUACAUACAUAGUGUAAUCUGUGUGAGCUGAUAAGAGGGUUUGUUGAGUGUUACUAUGUUGUAAAAUUUAAUAAAAGCCCUCAUGGCCUCAUAUUUCUUGUAUCCUUAAUUAAGGAUCUUAGAUGCUGUUAUGUUGUUUGUGUUGAUUUUCUGAGCUGAAUUAAGUAGUGUAUUCAUUGGUA
Lotus japonicus is the source of this 1574-nucleotide messenger RNA. RefSeq names its product peroxidase 31-like. Gene Ontology annotation, biological process: response to oxidative stress; hydrogen peroxide catabolic process. The record is from RefSeq and is a predicted model, not a curated record. Lineage: Eukaryota; Viridiplantae; Streptophyta; Magnoliopsida; Fabales; Fabaceae. Bases 235 to 1221 code for a protein of 328 amino acids. Gene Ontology annotation, molecular function: peroxidase activity; heme binding. The transcript has a single exon.